Hirsutella rhossiliensis is the source of this 954-nucleotide messenger RNA. RefSeq lists its product as uncharacterized. Lineage: Eukaryota; Fungi; Ascomycota; Sordariomycetes; Hypocreales; Ophiocordycipitaceae. The record is from RefSeq and is a predicted model, not a curated record. Bases 1 to 954 code for a protein of 317 amino acids. The transcript is spliced from 3 exons.
AUGGCUCUAAGCCCGGUCGCCAAAACUCGGGCCUGCAUCGUCGCAUCGAUCAUCCUCACCUGGUGGGUGGCGUCCUUGCUGCCUCGCUUCAAGCCGGCAGCCACGUCCCAAGUCGCGGCGCCGUGGCGAAGUUUUCCCUCGAUAAAGGCCAAAUGGGGCAAUCAUGACACGCCAUACAACGCCUCCAAGCUGGCCGUCAUUAUCGAUCCUGAACCGAACCCCCUACUUGUGCCGCUCAUCUUGCACAUGAUGGCCGUGGUGCCCCCCGACUGGCGGUUCCUCUUCAUCGGCUCCAAGGCAAGUGUCUUGGCCGUGGGCCGAGGCUUCGGUAUCCAGGUUCAGCAGGCUUUUGGCAGGAUUGAUCUAAAGGAGGUGCCUAAGCCUUGGUCCAUUGAGGACGACCACCACCGAUCGGCAUUAUGGACGGAUCUACGCUUCUACAAUGACGUCAUUCCUGGAGUCGAGUGGAUAUUGAAGUUUGACCGCGAUAGCAUCCUUUGCUCCAACUCGGAAACAAGUCUGAAUGAUUGGCUCGACUGGAGUUGGGCUGGAGCUGCCAGGUCCGAUGACGGAUUCUCCGGACAUGGCGGCCUAUCGCUGCGGCGCGUCUCUGUAAUCAAGCGAGUGCUCGAGUUCCAGAAAUGGUUUGAUGACUCGGAGCCGGAGGACGAUUGGUUCGCAAAGCGCCUAAAGCUAUUGCCCGACAUCAAGGCUCUCAGCGGCUCUGAGAGGGCGUUCGCCGUCGAGAACAAGUUGGUAGAUAAACCGAUGGGAUAUUAUGCUCGAGACCGCGGCAGAGGUCUCGACAAGGAGGUUUGGAAGAUGCCAGAGACGCGACAGAAGAUCUUCGAUUACUGCCCUGAGCUGCGUUAUAUCAUGGACAUGAAGCUGGAGCAGGAGCGGUGCCCGGAAGACAACAAACAGGACAAACCCCCCGGAAAAGACCAAGCGUGA